AUGCUGCGCGCGCGCCUGAAAAUAUUCAGCGCUUUGAACGGUGCAACAAGUGCCUUUAGCCGAGCAGUCGCACCGCUGCAAAUUGCGACUCGUCAGCAGUCUUUUUCUGCAGCUGCACCGGCAGCCAGCGGUGACUUCUCACACAUUACUCGUAACACCGUAUGGGGCUUAUGGAAUGAAGGCAAUCUCUUUUCACUUUCAGUACCGGAACUUGCUUUUUUUUUACAGGAGCACUGCCGCGUGGCAAAUGUGGACCCUCGUGCAAAAAAGAGUGCGUUGGUGCGGCAGGUGGAAGAAAUUCUCUCCGCUGAGCAGCAGGCGAGCGCAACGGUACCGCAGGAGGACAACCCACACGCCAUUGUUGUGACGGACUAUGAUCGUGCCGAAGAUGCGCUGGAAGAAGCGGAUGAAUACGGUGAUUGGGGUGCAGAACCCGGUUUUGAGGACCGUCGUGAGUUGGACUUUAUGGAAUUAAGCCCUGGACGAAUGGGCGAACGUUAUGAUCCGCUUUCUCCUCGAGCCUUUCAGCUUCUGCACAGUGAGACAGCUACAGAUGUGGGUAUUGCGAGUAUCGACCCGAGCAAACUUCCGGGGCAAAGUAAGGUGAAGAAUGCCCUGGCAGCAAUUCACGUUGCCCCAAACGACGCAAACAAAAUGCGAUUCCGAAUGGCCUUUGAAUGGUGCCUCAUGAAUAUUUGGAAUAUGAAUAUGCCGGGUGAGCUUAACAUCGGAGCGGGUAAGGCACUUUACUAUCGCAGUGUGGCAAAGCAAAAUCGUAAUGUCAUGCCGCUGUGGACAGUGCAAAAGCAUCUCUACGCUCAGCAUCCGUAUGCCUGGUUUGCCAUUGCGAGCGAAUCCAACGUAGCGGCCAUGGAGUCUCUGGCGGCAGCUCUUAACAUGAGCAUCCAACAGGAACGCACAACGAGCUAUAAAGUCACAAUCCGUCGCAUGGCAGAGUUUUUCGAUUGUGAGCUCAAUGGUCAACUUAAGUGCACGAUGAUGAACAAACCGUGGGAUCGGUUCUUCGUUUCACACUACAUUCGCAGUAAGAUGCCCGAUUUGCGUUACGUCGUGCGUGCCAGGCAUCCCAUCAAGAAACGUAUUGCGGAUGCUUACCUUGAAGCGGACAUACUACGUAGCACACGGGAUUCUGUGCAGUCGGUGUUAUCGCCGGAAUUAGGUGAUGUUGUGUACUGUUGUGAGCGUGUGGUUCGCAAGUGGGCCAAGAAAACGGCCACUGGUGUAACACUUCAACUUGUAGAGACAAAACGAACGCCGCUCAUCAUCACAAAGGCUGGGGACGAGGGCGAACGUUUGGAGUAUGAGUGGAUUGUGCCGCUACCCCAACAGGCUGAAAGGAUUGAUAUAGCUGCACUUACGGACGAACUGUGGGAAUACGGUAACAAACUUGCGGCAGCGCUAGAAGAAGGAAUGGAGGAACUUAUGGUUCACACCAUGACUGCCGUUUCGGCAUACUAG
Molecule: messenger RNA, 1479 nt
Organism: Trypanosoma brucei brucei TREU927
Lineage: Eukaryota; Euglenozoa; Kinetoplastea; Trypanosomatida; Trypanosomatidae
Exons: 1
Coding region: 1-1479 (492 amino acids)
Source: RefSeq, a predicted model, not a curated record